Molecule: messenger RNA, 562 nt
Organism: Paramecium sonneborni
Lineage: Eukaryota; Ciliophora; Oligohymenophorea; Peniculida; Parameciidae
Source: the annotation of a GenBank genome assembly
AUGUCUAAAUUACCUGAAUUCAAGAUUCCAAAUGUUGUGGAUCCAAAAUUAUGGCCAAAUCCUCGUACAAUGACUCCAUAGCAAUUAUAAACAUAUACAUCAUUAGAUAUGGUUAAAUUGAAUUAUACAUUCAAAACAUUAAAGAAAUCAGCUCCAUAUAUAGUAGGUGUAUUAGCAGGAUGUUUUUUAACAAAGCUUGUAGUAGAUGGAGUUGUAAAAGGAUAUAUAUUUGGAGAGAAUGGUAUAUUGUGUGAUUAAUAGUUAAGGAAAUGGAGGAAGACUUUUAGAAAUGAAGACAUACAAUAGCAUUGGAGAUUAUACAUAUAAUAGAUAAUUCUAGAGAAUGAGAUAUUUAACAGAAUUACCAGCAGGUAAUAAAUUAAUAUAUACAUAGGUGAUGAUCCUCUUGUUAAAACUAGCGAUUAUUUAUUGCAUGAUUUAGGAGUCACAACUUAAUAAUUUGGAGUUUAACAUGGUGUUGUUAAGAAAGUCCCACACGAUAAGUAUCUAUUGUGAGUAAUAGGGCAUAUAUAAUAUACAAUAAAUUAAUUCAUAAUAUACU